Molecule: messenger RNA, 898 nt
Organism: Diabrotica balteata
Lineage: Eukaryota; Metazoa; Arthropoda; Insecta; Coleoptera; Chrysomelidae
Source: the annotation of a GenBank genome assembly
CAAAUACAUAACCUCAAUCCUUUUUGUGAAAUAUAAAUAUAACCAUGGAAGUUAUUAUUAAAGGUUUUAGAAUAUUUAAGUUGUCAACUGAAUCUUUACUUACUUCUACAAGUUCUAGAAUUAGUAAUUACUAUAGACAGUAUGCCACUCCACCCAAACGAUUUUAUAAAAAUACUGGAAUAUUACGUAGUGAUGGUAAAUUUGAGAUCACCCUUGAUCAAAGAAAGUUAAAAACACCAAAGGGAAAUAUUUUUGCAGUUGAAAGUGAAGCUUUAGCUUUAGCAGUAGCAACAGAAUGGAAUUCUCAAAAAGACAAAAUUGUUAGAAGUAAAAUGCAUCUGACAACUCUGUGUAAUACCACCAUGGACAAUCCUAAUAACUUGACAAAAUAUGAUAUUGCCAAUUAUAUUGUAAAUUACUUGGACACUGAUACUGUCCUAUUCCAGGCUAAUGAAGAUGAAGAGUUAUUUAGGUUUCAAGUUCAAGAAUGGGAUCCAAUUAUCCAAUGGUUCAAUGAAAAGUAUGGAGUGCAUUUAAAGAAAUCAGUUCAAAUGGAUAUACCAACAGCUAAUGAAAAGGAUAAGACGCAAUUUCUCAAACAUUUAAUGUCCCAUAACUUUGCCGCGGUUAAUGGAUUCAUGUAUGGGGUAGAUACACUAAAAUCAGUAGUUUUAACCAUGGCUUCCACGGAGAGAUUUAUAAGCCCAGAGAAAGCAGUAUUACUGUCGCGGUUAGAAGAAGAAUACCAGAGUGGUCGUUGGGGACGAGUUGAAUGGGCUCACGAUUUGAGUCAACAGGAUCUACAAGCUAGACUGUCUGCCGUUGUUCUAUAUGUUUACUUUAAUUCUCAAAAUAACUCGAUACAAUCGAAACAAAUAAAUUCUUAAUAAAAAUUUAA